This is a messenger RNA of Pectinophora gossypiella (pink bollworm), 1053 nucleotides long. Its product is annotated as N-terminal Xaa-Pro-Lys N-methyltransferase 1-B. Gene Ontology annotation, molecular function: N-terminal protein N-methyltransferase activity; rRNA (adenine-N6,N6-)-dimethyltransferase activity. Gene Ontology annotation, cellular component: cytoplasm. Lineage: Eukaryota; Metazoa; Arthropoda; Insecta; Lepidoptera; Gelechiidae. The record is from RefSeq and is a predicted model, not a curated record. The transcript is spliced from 2 exons. The coding region runs from base 221 to 952 and encodes 243 amino acids. Gene Ontology annotation, biological process: rRNA modification; N-terminal protein amino acid methylation.
UCGUGUUAUUCAUUAUGUUUUGACAACAAGCUACUAAAAAUUGGUAACGCAAUCUGAAACUAAGUAAAGGACCCCACAUAACUUUUAUAUUUAAAUUCAUAAGUCAUAACCUAAAUUUGUCGGCAACCUAUCUAGCACCAUAUCUUUAGACUACCAGCAAAACCAAUUCUUGCAAGUUUCAACCUCAAGGGAUAGGAAUAAAUUUUUUUGUAUAGAUAAAAUGGAAAUUGAGAAUAAUAUCGAUUACGAAAAGUCAUUAGAAUACUGGGCCGACAUUCCUGCUACUGUUGAUGGAGUACUUGGAGGUUUUGGUUUUAUAUCGGAUGUAGAUAUAGAAGGCUCAACAGUAUUUUUAAAAUCAUUACUAGCAUCGGAUAGCGCUCCAGGAAAUAAUACGGCACUUGACUGCGGAGCUGGCAUUGGAAGAAUAACAAAACAUUUAUUGAUUCCCCAUUUUCAAGAAGUAGAUGUUGUGGAACCUGAUGAGAAGUUUAUAAAUGCAAUUAAAGAUUUUGUGGGAGAACAUAGCUGCAAAAUAGGAAAACUAUAUCAAGUUGGUUUGCAGGAGUUCAAGCCAUGUAAGAAAUAUGAUGUUAUUUGGAAUCAGUGGGUUCUAGGAUACUUAACUGAUGAGGACCUGGUGUCUUAUUUAAACCGUUGCAGAGAAGCUCUAACAGAGGGUGGUGUUAUAAUAGUAAAGGAAAAUGUAACUUCUUCUGGUUAUUUAGAAAAAGAUGAUGUGGAUUCUUCAGUUACCAGAUCUCUAAAACAAUUUAUAAAAAUAUUUCAAAUGGCCAAUUUGAAAAGGAUCAAACAAUGUAAACAAACAAAUUUUCCAAAUGGAAUUUAUCCUGUGUAUAUGUUUGCACUUGUACCGAAUUCAGAAAUAAAUAAAACAAUAUCCACUAAUGAAAGUGAACCAAACUGUAAGUUACAUACUUCAGAUAAAUAAGUGCUACCUAUUUUGUAAUUACUUUAUUUAUUUAAUCUGAAAAUAAUUACCUAUAUAAUACUUAUAAUAUAUGAUUUCAAAAUAAAACAAUAUUUUUAUUA